This is a messenger RNA of Closterium sp. NIES-67, 2124 nucleotides long. NCBI's taxonomy places the organism in Eukaryota, Viridiplantae, Streptophyta, Zygnematophyceae, Desmidiales, Closteriaceae. The record is from the annotation of a GenBank genome assembly.
GUCAUGUUCAAGAAGCCUAGCGAGGUUUGAGGAAAGCAGCGGCUAUCAGGAGCCGACAGAAAAAAGCUUUGCCGAAUCCUUGGAGAAAAGUUCCCCGGUGCAUCUGAUGACCAACUCUCGCUGCCGUCCUGCCGCGCAAGGCUGACGUGGCGGUGACGCGGCUGGUGAAUCGCGUGCUGGUGUACGGCUUCGAGAACGGGCUGCCCAUGCUCUUCGACUGCGACGGCCGGGGCACCGAGAUCUACCCCACUGGUAGGCAUGACCACGGUGGGGACUGCAGAGGUCAUUGGAGCAAGCAUGCACGGAAAGCUCCUCUAAAUAACCCACUACUACCUCGACUCGCUGUGGGAGACGGCAGAGGGCUCUUAUGUCCCGAACAAGGGGUUCCUACCAGACCUGGUCCUGCCAGACCCUGAUGCUCCUGCGUGUCUUGGUGCUCCUCCUGAUGUGGGAUCUGAGCCGUUGGAUUGUACACCUGGCAUGGCGCCUGGAUUUGCGUCCGAUGGUGCCACUGCUGCUGCUGGCCUUCCUGAUGUUCCUGAAGCCUACGGCAAUUAUAGCGGUGCUCCUGCUGUUGUUGCGCUUGGAGGACACGGGGAGCGCGUGGAGGGGGAGCGAGUGGAGGGGGAGCGAGUGGAGGGGGAGAGAGGACGGAGUGGGGGUGAGAGAGGGGAGGCCUCAGCGUCUGGAGAGCAGGCAGCAGCAGUAUCAACAGCAUCCACAGCAGCAGCAGCAGCAGCAGCAGCAGCAGCAGCAGCAGCAGCAGCAGCAGCAGCAGCAGCAGCAGCAGCAGCAGCAGCAGCAGCUUCAGUAGCAGCAGCAGCAUCAGAAGCAGCGUCAGCAGCAGAAGCAGUAUCAGCAAUAGCAUCAGCAACAACAGCAGCAGCAGCACCGGCAGCACCAGUAGCAACAGCAGUAACAGCAGCAAUAUCAGCAGCUGCAGCAGCAGUAUCAGCAGCAGCAGCAGCAGCAGCAGCAGCAGCAGCAGUAGCAGCAGCAGCAGCAGCAGCAGCAGCAGCAGCAGCAGCAGCAGCAGCAGCAGCAGCAGCAGCAGCAGCAGCAGCAGCAGCAGCAGCAGCAGCAGCAGCAGCAGCAGCAGCAGCAGCAGCAGCAGCAGCAGCAGCAGCAGCAGAACCAACACCAUCCGCAGCAGAAGCAACAGCAGCAGCAGCAGCAGCACCACCACCACCAGCAACAGCAACAGCAACAGCACCAGCAGCACCAGCAGCAAGAGCAGCACCAGCAGCACCAGCAGCAUCAGAAACAGCACCAGCACCAGCACCAGCACCAUCACCUGCAGCAUCACCAGCAGCACCAGCAGCACCAGCAGCAGCAGCAGCAGCAUCAGCAGUACCAGCAGGAGCUGCGUUAUCAUCACUGCAGCUGGCAGAAGGACGGCAGCAGCUGGCUUUGCAUCGCGCUGCAGCCACUGCUCCCGCCGCUCUCGCCACUGCGCCUGCUGCUGCUUCUCCAUCUGCUGCUUCUGCUAUUGAUGGUGGUGGCGGAGUUUGCGACAUCAAGGCAGAUUCAACGGCAGCAGCACCGCCACCAGCAACACCAGCACAGAUGGAUGAGUUGUUGGAGCACUGCCUGCUGCAGGCCCUCUCCGUGUCAGUCAAGCCCCACCACCUGCCACUGCCUGCCAGCUCCCUCUGGUCCAAUCACGUGCUGCCAUGUCGCCCGCCCGGCACAACAGUGGACAUAAAGCGGUGGUCACAUAAGAAGCUCUCCAAGUGGCUGAAUGCCAAGGCUGAUGAUGAACUGAUCUCAGGCAAGGAGGAAAAGCACCGCGAGGAGUACAUUCUCUCAACCAUCAACUACUGCCACCAGGACCUCCUCGCCUUCAUACCAGACAAGCGCAAGAAGGGGCAGCAGGAGGUGUUGAUUCAGGGAGGGGUGUUGGAUGAGUUGGCUUGGCUGCUGGUGGACGUGCAUGGCAUUCCCAAGACGCGUAUAGAGGUCCUCGAAAAAGACUAGGAGGUGAUGAGAUAGUGCGUGGCAGUUAUACUUCGGCUGAUGUUGUUCUGCAUUCUCAAGAUGUACAUAGAGGUGCGUCCGCAGUAAGACACGUAGUGGAAGAUGUAACUUGGUGCUGCUGUGCAUGCAUGUCUUAUUGACUAAUGU